GUAUCUGCCUUAAAAAUGUCAAAACAGCCAGCUUCAAAUGUCAGGAGCAUUCAGGCUAAUAUCAACAUCCCAAUGGGAGCACUUUUACCUGGAGCAGGUCAACCACCUAAAAGAAAAGAAUUCGCCGAACCUGAUGAGAGUCUUCCACCCUCAUCAGAAGCGGAAAAGAAGAAGACUCUCCCAGGUGCCAAGAAGCUACCAGGCCCUGCUGUUAACCUAUCAGAGAUCCAGAAUGUAAAGAGUGAGCUAAAAUUUGUCCCAAGAGCUGAGCAGUAGCACCUGUCGAGAUGUGAAUAGAGCACCUAAAUGGACUGUAAUCAAGAAAGGCCCCUGAAAUAAUGUAUAUAUUUAUAUGACAAUCAUGUACCUCCAAAGUACAAAACCCUUCAUAGAGAUAUCUUUGCACAUUUACUUCAACUUUCCUGUUACCUGUUUUGCUGAAUGUAAAGUGUGUGGAUGAUACUACCGCUCAAAAGUUUAUUUGUACAUAUCCAGGAAGUGAAUUUCAUCAUAAUAAAAAAUAAAUGCUGCAUCAUUUUAAGCAAAGAAAUGAAAUAAAUCUUUUUCAUGAAAAAAUGUUUACUUUUCUCUUUGUUAUGUUGUAUUCAAAGCAUUCACCAACAAUUACCAUAUGUGUAGUUGUUGUGUGUAUAUGUUGUAUGCAUACAGUUAACAGUCAUGUAUGAUGGACAUGUUUCCAUCACACUUUAAAUUCUAAAAUCCCAUUGACUAUCAUGGGAAAUCUCUAUUUAAAUGCCCUUAUCUUAGUUUGGAUUGCGCCCAUGGAACUUUAUUCAUUAAGUGCUAAAGAAUGUAUGUAUAUGGAGUGCUGUGAAAUAAAGUCAAAUUUUUACUGCUAUUUUUAUAAAAAAUCCAAAUUUGUCCAAAUUAUCAAAUGUACUAUGAUGAAAUUAAUGGUGGACAUUCUGAACAUAUAAAACUUCUAUAACCUUCAAGAGGAGACCCACAAAGGUAAGUAGGCUGGAAUGAUGGAAAUUGCCCGGAGUCCCUUUGGGGAGUUUUAUCGUUAUUAGGCUCUAUUGCAGUGGUUCUCAACCUAUGGGUCCCCAGAUGUU
This is a messenger RNA of Anolis sagrei ordinatus, 1076 nucleotides long. RefSeq names its product small muscle protein X-linked (gene SMPX). NCBI's taxonomy places the organism in Eukaryota, Metazoa, Chordata, Lepidosauria, Squamata, Anolidae. Gene Ontology annotation, cellular component: M band; costamere; muscle tendon junction. The record is from RefSeq and is a predicted model, not a curated record.